AUGGACACACUGACACCAGAAUCGACAACGAGCAGUAGGUUUUCACAAAUUGUAGCGCCAUUUUGUGCCGCUAAAAAUGUAACUUGUGAUCCUUAUGAAAAAUACAGAUCUUACGACGGAAAAUGUAAUAAUCUUGGGAAUCCACUCUGGGGAUCUGCAUUAACUGCUCAACCCAGAUUCAUAUCAGCAACAUAUGGAGACAGAUACAAUAGUGGUAGUGAGCCAAGAAAGAACAGUGUUCGCUAUGGUAGUUUACCAAAUCCACGUGAUAUAAGUAACACUGUACACAAAGAAGGCACAACUUUUGCAAGAGGCUGUUUGUCCAAUGUUGCUUUUACUCACUUUGGACAAUUCAUAGACCAUGAUGUGGUUUCUACACCAAUAAAAAAAUCAAAGAAAGGAGAUAUAAGACAUACAGAAGUUCCAAUGUUGAAUGCUAUUCACACUCUCUUCUUACGGGAACACAAUAGAAUUGUGGGUAUACUAAAGAAGAUAAAUCCACAUCACGACGGAUUAAGAUUAUACAACGAAGCAAGAAAAAUUCUAAUUGGAGUAUACCAACAUAUCAUAUACAAGGAGUUUAUACCAAAACUAUUAGGAACAACAUUAGCACAUCCUUUUGUAGCGUCAGCCGUUAGAAACCAUCUUUUCGAGACAAAACCUGGCAAUGGAUUCGAUUUAAGUGCACUAAACAUACAGAGAGGUCGAGAUCAUGGCUUGCCUUCCUACAACAAAUUUCGAAAGUUUUGUGGACUUCAACCCGCACUUACAUUUGGAUAUAAUGCGAUUGGACUGCGUGACAUGAGCUAUGAAUCAGCCGGUGCUCUGCAAAGAAUGUAUAGGCAUCCUGACGACAUAGAUUUAUUUUCUGGCGGAUUAUCAGAAACUCCUGUACAAGGCGGACUCGUAGGACCUACUUUUGGAUGUCUCAUUGCCUUGCAGUUUGAAUAUUACAGAAAUGGGGACAGAUUUUUCUAUGAAAAUGCAUUCUCGAAAACGGGAUUUACUAGUGUAUUAUUCCAUUGA
This is a messenger RNA of Mytilus californianus (California mussel), 1026 nucleotides long. Its product is annotated as peroxidase-like protein. Bases 1 to 1026 code for a protein of 341 amino acids. Gene Ontology annotation, biological process: response to oxidative stress. Gene Ontology annotation, molecular function: peroxidase activity; heme binding. The transcript is spliced from 7 exons. The record is from RefSeq and is a predicted model, not a curated record. Lineage: Eukaryota; Metazoa; Mollusca; Bivalvia; Mytilida; Mytilidae.